Molecule: messenger RNA, 1617 nt
Organism: Coprinopsis cinerea okayama7#130
Lineage: Eukaryota; Fungi; Basidiomycota; Agaricomycetes; Agaricales; Psathyrellaceae
Exons: 3
Coding region: 1-1617 (538 amino acids)
Source: RefSeq, a predicted model, not a curated record
AUGUCUACGAAAACGACAACAGCUAGCUCGGACAACAGACGCAGCCAAUCCCCUCCAGGCCUGCGACGGCGAAUGCACAUUCUACACCGUACUUCAAGCCUUCACGGCUCUGGAACGAGGCGUAAAACCCCUGUCCACAAUUCUUCGUCGAAUAUCGACUACAAGGAAAAAGGCGGGGAGAAUGAGACAUCGAGGCCAGAUGACGUCGAGGAACCGUCGCCAUUGGAGCCUAAACAUCGGUUCGAUUCCUCGGACGACGAGCUUGACUAUGUUGACCAGGAUACCAGCUACGAGGCUAUACAAUCCCUGGAAAAGGACCGGCAUGUCUCUGUCGACAAUCAGCCUACCGGACAUCCACAGGAGAUCUAUUCGAACCCCACCAGGGGCCCUCCAGCACGGCCACAGUUGGAUACCGCAAGCCUGAGCGUAUCGCCGCAAGCCUCCGGAACUAGUGGUUCUCGUGAUUCAGGGCCUCGAUCCCCUGCGUCCUCCAAAACAUGGUACGAAUUCGACUUGGCUGUGGUCGUGGCCCUGGUCUCGCCAAUCGGGAAUUGGCUUACCGGUGGAGAUCACAUCAAGAACCUCCUGCUGGUGGUCCUCCUUAUAUUCUAUCUGCAUCAGAUUAUCGAAAUUCCCUGGACAUUGUACCAGAAGGCUCGACCUCGUAGACGCGGGCUUCCCCUUCCUCCGGCGUCUACCGACUCACCCAAAACGCGUUACGCACACCUCGCUGCCACAGAACUCCGUCGCCUAGAACUCUUCUUCCUAUUCCUCACUCUCGUCUCUCCCUUCCUCGGAGCCCUGCUCUUACGAUACGGGACCGCUUCAGUGCUCGGUGAUGCAGCCGUCUCCUGGUUCAGCACUGGCCUCUUUGUCCUAGCCACAGGAAUGAGACCUUGGAGACACCUCGUCGACCGGCUGCAGACUCGCACCGCAGAAUUGCACGAUUUCAUCCACUACCCCGAGAUGUGCUUCAACUCGGAGGACGCCAAGGAGUCGGAGAAGAGGCAUCGACAGGAGCGGCAGCAACAGAUCAUGCAGGAGGAGAUCGCUGAACUUCGGAGGAAGGUGGAGAAACUGGAGAAAGGGGUGAAGAAGAUGAGGGGAGAGGUUGUGCAUUGCAACGAAGAGCUGGCGGAGUAUGUCGAGUCUGGGAUGGCUGCUGCUAUUCAAAAGCAGGAGUUGAAGUGGGACAAGUACGAAGGGAGGGUGAAGGGCUUGGAGCACGUCGUGAAGGAUAUCCAGCUUCGGGGCAUCGGUGCCAGAGGAGGGAAGGAUGCGACCAGGGUGCUUAUCCAAUUCAAAGAAGCUUUUCUUGCUGCUCUACACUGGGUCGUUGAACUCGGCUACACGCGCAAAAUCCCCGCUGGUCAAAAACGUCGAACAUCGCUCUCCAAUCAACGACGGCGAGCAAGUUCGACCGGCUCACUCACUGACACGCUGGAAACGAUCGUGGAAGAAGACGACGCCAAAUCUCGCUCUGUCGCCGAAGACAUCCCGUCUCCCGAGCGUCAUUCCUCCCGAAAGCACCACCGGUCAUCCAAGUCUACCUACGGUAUAUUGACGCUCCCUUUGAGGGCGGUUGUCAGGAUGGUGGUGAGGUCUGAGACAUCGUAG